AUGGAUGUCCUCAAAGAGAAGAGUGGUGGCCACAGUAUCGAGGCCAACGUGCAGCAGCAGCAGCAGCAGCAGCAGCAGAUGCCUGUGUCCCUCGUGCAGCGUUGCAACUACGAGGUGAUCAUCCCGAAUCCAUGCCUAGCCACCGGCAAACCUGCAUGGCCUGCCGAAUCCCAGUUCAGCACGGCUCUACACGGCGUCGACGUCCUGCAGAGCCCGGACGAGCCGAAGACGGCAUUCCGAAAGCUGAAGGUGCGCCGGAAUCCCAUACAGUGCCCCGAUGCGGAUUGCCAGGGAACCUGCUUCGUCUCGGACAUUCUCAGCCACAUAAUAAGCAAUCAUAGCACGGUGACCAUCGAUCGGAUGGGCUUGCGGCAGACCAGGACCUGCUUCUUGGACGCGAAUGAGACGCGUCUCAACAAGGCCAAGUGCCACCAGAUAUUCGUUGUGCAGGGAAUGAUUAUCAGUGCUGAGGGCGACGCUCUGCAGCAUCAGCUACCCGUUCUACUCAUGUCGGCCCGUAUCCGGCACCGUGAUGUCAUUGGGCACUGCCGCAGCGGCAGCUCUGUGCCAGAGUGCGAGCAACUGAAUGACGACUCGCAGGAGAUGCUACUCCUAUGGCUGACCAGCUUGAAGCCCACCAAUCAGCGCGUCCUUGGCACACUGGCUGUUCGUGCACCAGACCGCCCCGACACCAUGAUGGUGACCACCGCCAGGACCUACGACAUCCGAGACAGUCACGAGUUGGGCGCUCUCUUGGCCAGCCCCUCGAUCAUGAUCAUACCACAUACCGUUCUGCAGCGCCUGUCCAGGAAGCGCAAACAAUUGAUAGUAAUUCAAGCUCAAAUUCAUUAG
Drosophila obscura is the source of this 852-nucleotide messenger RNA. RefSeq lists its product as uncharacterized. Lineage: Eukaryota; Metazoa; Arthropoda; Insecta; Diptera; Drosophilidae. The record is from RefSeq and is a predicted model, not a curated record. Bases 1 to 852 code for a protein of 283 amino acids. The transcript has a single exon.